AUGCCGCCCAAACAACCCAUACCCUCCGCCGCUUCGCCCUCCCCUCCACCUAUGACAGUGACGAACGAAGCGCAGGACAUGCUCGUCAUCCAGGACCUGAUGGACACGCUGGAUCAGCUUCCUCCAGAACUGACGAGGGUGUACUCGGACCUCAACGAGCUCGGGGCUGUACUGUAUACGACCUUGCUGCAGCUUCAGUCGAAGCUCAAUCAGCUUAUUGAUUGGGUACAGGACCCGAGGAUCGGUCCGGAGCAGCGGUUCCAGCUUUUGCAAGAGAUUGCGGAGGAGGCGGCGCGGUACAAGUUGGGCGCAGACGAUAAGGUCCGGGUGGCUGGCGGAGCCAGUGAAGGGAUUAUGGGCCACCAGCGACACAUCACCAACCUCCUCAACGCCUCUACACUCCUCAAUUCCGCCCCGCCCUCCCCUUACACCCAAGCCCUGACCCUCUCGCAACUUCCCCUCCCUGCCAAUACUCGCCGAGGCCAGCUCUCGCGCGCUGCCAACUCGCCAUUCGGCGGUAGAGGUUACGCAGCUGCGGCAGGUGGUGCGUCAGACGAGCGGGGCACAAAAGUUGGCGAUACGCCGACCAAGAAGAAGAAGAGUCGGGUGCAGCAGUUGGGGAGGGAGGAGGAUGAGAUGAGUGCAGGAGGCAAGGACAAGAAGGUUGCCAGUAAGAAGAGGAAGACAACGAAUCGUGGUGUUUCACCUACCGACUCGCUCGGCUCCGCCUCCCAAUUUGCAGGCUCCAAGCCCGUCGAACCACGUACAGCUCGUCAAAUCGCCGCUGCUGCUGCCUCCCGCGCCCGACAGAUGCAAAGAGGAGGCGACGACGAUUCGGACGAUUCCGAGCCCGCUCGCAAACCCGCCGGAGGGGUCGGAAUGCAAAUCACUCCUUCUUCCGAUUCGAUGGCGCUCGACCGGGGACUCGGGAUCGACUUUGGGGCAGCCGGCGGGCACAGUCGCGAGAGUACGACGGGCCGGGCUAGUGCGCAGGCUACGCCAACCAUCGCGCAUGCCCAGGUGGCGGGUACGAAGGAGAGCGGGCGGUCCCGACAGCGUAGUGGGAAUGGGAAUGGAUCGGGCGCUGCGGGGUCUAAGAGACAAAGGGAGGAGAUGGAGGAUGAGGGUGAGAGCGAGCUGGACGAGGAGGAUCGACCGAAGAAGGGGAAUGGGGCCGCGGGAUCGGGAGCGGCGUCAGCAGGUGGGGCAGGGGCGGGGGAUCCGGAUCUGGAGGUGUACUGCGUGUGUAGGCAGGUCGGGUAUGGAGAGAUGAUUGGGUGUGAUGAGGAUACGUGCGAGAUUGAAUGGUAUCACGUCGCGUGCCUGGGGUUCGACAAGCCGCCAGAGGGCAACUGGAUCUGUCCUCAGUGUGUCGAGAGGAAGAAGAAGAAUCCAAAGGCUAAGAAGGGGGCCAAACCCCGGCGGACCAAGUGA
Molecule: messenger RNA, 1434 nt
Organism: Dioszegia hungarica
Lineage: Eukaryota; Fungi; Basidiomycota; Tremellomycetes; Tremellales; Bulleribasidiaceae
Product: histone acetylation-related protein
Exons: 6
Coding region: 1-1434 (477 amino acids)
Biological process (GO): regulation of DNA-templated transcription
Cellular component (GO): nucleus
Source: RefSeq, a predicted model, not a curated record